Messenger RNA from Eimeria mitis, 810 nucleotides. RefSeq lists its product as uncharacterized. Bases 1 to 810 code for a protein of 269 amino acids. The record is from RefSeq and is a predicted model, not a curated record. Lineage: Eukaryota; Apicomplexa; Conoidasida; Eucoccidiorida; Eimeriidae. The transcript has a single exon.
AUGUCCUCCAGGUAUUGUGAACGAAGAUGUUAUCUUGCAUUGUUGUAUCUCGUUACGGUGGUUAUUAUCCCCGGUGAGGCCAAUGCAGCAUAUCCGGAGCUGACCUCCACGGACGAUGUACAUUUACUAGAGUUGAGCCAGGCUUCGGAAGAUUACUCCAUUAGGAACACGAAGGACACCAAUUCCAUUAUAGGAGAUUUGGAUACGCCUUUCAAGAUAUCUGAAGGUGCUGCAUCUCCCUAUCCAGAGCAUCCUCUCCCUUUCCAUGCGGACACUCAGAUCUCGCCACGGCAGAAGGGUCUGGUGGAGCAAGCCAGCCCACAAAGAACCCCUGAAGGUGGUACCCGAUCCGUCGUGAUCACGGAAGCUUACCUCGUGGGUCAUUUGCCAGAGAAACUGCACAGGCCUCCUGACAGGGUCUUUUGGAUUCAGAAGCUGCUGGCUUUGGGCUUGCUUCUAACCUGGACCCUCAUUGGUCAUCGUGCAGCCUCCGACGGAGCUUCAGAUGGAUUGAGUCGUGCUUUAUUGGCUCUUUGGACUGUAAGUCUCUUGAUGUCCCUCCUCAGAAGAACGCCCGAGCCCUCUCAUUUCAUCGUUGCAAGUGCGGGUGUGGCUGGCCAAAGCCAAGCUGCUGGGAGGGGAAAGGGGAAGAGCUCUAGCCUGAGAAAAUUCUUCGCCAACGUGUUAACUGUAAUGCUUACGCUUAUCGUCAUAGCUUUAUUUGGGCCGUUGAUAUUUUUUGUUACCGGGGUUCUGUUAGCAGCGAUGCUCGCUGCUGUUUUGGGCAUUGCUAUAUGUCUCUCGCGGUAG